AUGUUGACACGCAAAAAACGGCUCUGCAGCUGUAUAGGCCUUUUUCUUUUGACGCAAAAGAGCACAUCCAUCCGAUCAAGCGGAUCGGUCAUGCGUCCCUACAUCUUGGUCCUGGCCCUUGUGGCCCAGACCUCGAAAGGGACCGAGACGUUGGAGGCUGCCCUCUCUUCAAAUGAUGAGUGCACAGGCGAAACAUGCGCCUUCAACGCCCUCCAGACACGACAAAGGAUAGAACAUAUGGACCCAGAGAAUCCAUCGGCGGAGGAUGUGAAAGCAGCGCAGCUGGUUGGACCUUUUGUCACUUGUGACCCUCUUUGCCAUGACGGUACUGGUUCCUCAGCGGCUGUAGAUUCGGACAAGUCCUUGGGAAGCAGCUACAGUGGAAGAUACAUCCGUCACUAUGCAGCGAACUGCUGGUACGGCUGUGGAAAGCACGCAGGCAGCUGUCCAGGCUUCUGCGGCAGUGGCAAUGCCUGCUGCCGCUGGAGGGCGCACCAUGACCCUCCAGAAUGUCGAGGUGUUCGCAAAUGGCCAGUAAUUCACUGGCACACCUGCGUGAACACGCCAGUCCAAGCGUCGCCCAGCCAACCGCAGCAGGGCACCGGCGGCAACUGUAACACGCGUAGCAUGGGUGGUGGUGUGAUGACCGUCUAUCAUCAAACCGGCUGCGACAUAGGUCCUUUGAUCCUGAAGGAAGGCUUUCACCUAGGCAAAGUCGGUUGGUGCGGUGGAGGCAUCUACUUCGCCAUGAGUCCUGAGGCAACGCAAACCAAAGCGAUUGGGCCAGACUCGCACAAAGGCUUCAUGAUCGAGGCGCAGGUUUCCAUAGGCCAAAUGGCACAUGCAGACAAAGAAUGCGUCAUGAACGGGCAGCAUCUGAAUGCUGGCGCUGUCCAUGGAGUGGGCCUGGACUCAGUUCUCUUUGACCCCGGGGAUGGAAACGAGCUGAUUGUGUACUGCACGUCACAGGUGCUUUCCGCCAAAGCGUAUCCGUGGAAGUGCUCGUGA
Molecule: messenger RNA, 1008 nt
Organism: Cladocopium goreaui
Lineage: Eukaryota; Dinophyceae; Suessiales; Symbiodiniaceae
Source: the annotation of a GenBank genome assembly